AGAACUUCGUGUAUCUUGAGAUGUAAUUUUUGGAAUGCAAUUUAAAUUUCAUAUUUUCCUCCCACCUCAACAAGCAAGGUUAUUUUGCAUACUUUCAAUAAAUAUGACAUCGAAAUUUAUAGUGGAAGAACUGGAAGCGACAAGAGAUGACGUCACGUCUACGAGUGAGAAGAAAAGUUUUUUUCCUGGAGACGCGAGCAGUGACAGACGCCAGUCGGGAAGAUGGAGAAGUCAUGAGACAACGCGUGUGAAGACUUGAUAAAUCUACUGGCGGUACCCUAUUGCAAGUCGAGAUGCUCCCUGCUGUAAAGCAUGGUCUGUAUGUUUUGUUGCUACUCUUUGCACAAGAGGGAGUGAGUCCUGGUCAUACAGCCUUACCUGAACCACCCAGUUUGCUGUGUUACCAGGAUAUGUUGCUUAACAAACAAGUGUGCCGACCUGCUUGUCUUACUGGUUAUUUUGCUGUUGCUGGGAUGAACUCUUGUCAUCAAUGGCUCACAUGCGAAGACUUUGAUACCAACAUUACCAUUGGACGCAAGAUUGCUAGUGGCCUUGGAAAAAUGGUGUAUGAGGCUCACUGGCAGAACCAAACCUUUGUUAUGAACAAAGCUACCAAAGACAACAAAUAUUGGUCUGAUUUUCACCAUGGUUUGACCAUGAUUACAGCAUUCCAGACUCACCCUCAUAUAAUCCAACUGGUUGGCCAUUGUAACAAAAGAUAUUUAACAGAGUUCCAUCCACUGAUGUCUGCUGACCAUCUCUUUGAUCAUCUUAAAUCCAAAGAACACACACUACAUGAUACCAUUGAACUGCGUUACCAACUGUGCAUGGAUUAUGUAAAUAUCCUCGCCUAUCUUCACUCCAGUCCACGUGGCACACGAGUGAUGUGUGAUUCCAAUGAUCUGACCAAAACCCUCAGUCAAUUCUUGCUGCGUUCUGACCUCCGACUGAUCCUUAAUGACCUUGAUGCUCUACCUGAAGUGAAUCGCUCAAAGAAUCAGUUCAUCAAGUGUGGUCACCGAGAAAUUGGUGGAGAGUUUGUUGCUCCUGAGCAGUUGUGGCCUUAUCUGGAAAGGCCGUUUGUUGACGCUGACAUGCCAUCGUAUGAUGAGAAAUCUGAUAUUUGGAAGAUACCCAGUGUGUGUAGUUAUGUGUUGGGGUCAUCUUCAGAUGCUGUGUUACUGAAGUUGCACCUGUUGCAUAUACACAGCAGGUGUCAGUAUGAGGAACCAGAACUGCGUCCGACAGCCAAGGAGGUGGCAGAAGAAUAUGAAAGAAUUUGGAAGGUAUUUACAUCAAGGAAGGGGCAGAGAUCUGAACUGUAACUAUUUUCUUGAGGGCAAUCCAAUCUAUAUAUAGUUGCUCAGUCAGCUAGAAAUAACAGCCAAACCUCUCUCAAAUUACACACUAUCAUCUUGGAAGGCUGCAUUGGAUGAUUAGUCUAAUUAAAGAAAGCGAUGGAAUGGUCACAGCUGGAACAUCUUUCAUCAUAGGUCUGCUGGAUUAUAGCUGACCUUGGCUAAACAUUUGUCACCACCAAAAUAUUUAUUCACACGUGCACACACGUUUAUGUAUGUGCGCUUAUGUAUGCCCAAACAAGUCUAAACAUACAUACACACACACAUCAUUUUAACGUCUGCUUUUCCAGAAUUGCAUGGAUUGGACAAAACUUGAAACAGAAUUUUUAACAACUGGAUGCUUUUCCUGGUGCCAACCUUCACCUGCUUCCAAGUAAAGUAAUAAUCCCUCGAUCUAUCGAACAAUUAAUAACCUGGACAUGUUUUCAUGGAGUACUGCAAACAAAUGACACCAGUUUGAACAGGCAAGGCUUUUGUUUACAAUUGGUGCUGAUAUCAGGACAAUGGAGAAUGUUAACUGUCAUAUACACAUCAUAUAUAUAUAUAUAUAUAUCACCAUGACUGACCAGGCUAUCAGAUGUUGCUACACAUCGCUGGUCACAAUGCGCUUCGCAU
Molecule: messenger RNA, 1973 nt
Organism: Octopus sinensis (East Asian common octopus)
Lineage: Eukaryota; Metazoa; Mollusca; Cephalopoda; Octopoda; Octopodidae
Product: protein O-mannose kinase-like
Exons: 4
Coding region: 294-1325 (343 amino acids)
Biological process (GO): carbohydrate phosphorylation; protein O-linked glycosylation; protein phosphorylation
Cellular component (GO): endoplasmic reticulum membrane
Molecular function (GO): carbohydrate kinase activity; protein kinase activity; ATP binding
Source: RefSeq, a predicted model, not a curated record